Molecule: messenger RNA, 1229 nt
Organism: Phascolarctos cinereus (koala)
Lineage: Eukaryota; Metazoa; Chordata; Mammalia; Diprotodontia; Phascolarctidae
Gene: RITA1
Product: RBPJ interacting and tubulin associated 1
Biological process (GO): negative regulation of Notch signaling pathway; Notch signaling pathway; nuclear export
Cellular component (GO): cytoplasm; nucleus
Molecular function (GO): tubulin binding
Source: RefSeq, a predicted model, not a curated record
CUCCCCCGCCGCGCUCGAGAGAAUGGUCGAGUCCUCGGCGCUCUUUGCUACCAGGAUGGCCGGGGCUGUUUGGGGCGCUAUCCGAGCCCAAUGUCAGUGGGCAUCCUGGGACCGCAAGGCCAGAAGGUGCCUUCCUCCCCCAGGUUCAUGCUGAAGACCUCAGUAGAGCUCACCAUCAAUGGAAUUCAGGCCCUCCAGCUGCAGCACAAAGGCCGAGGUGGCUACCGGGUCAAGUCCAGCACAUCUUUCGUGGAUGAGACACUGUUUGGCAGGCCUGCAGGGGCCCGGCCAGCGCCACCAGAGUUUGACCCUCCUUGGGCUUUAGAGAAGGCCAGAUCUGGGAAGGCCGUGCCGUUGACCCCUAAUUCUGAGAGUGCAAAAUGGAACCAGGAUUUGGACCCAUCCAAAAGCAGCAGCAGUACCCCUCCCCAAACUCCCAGGAGGAAAAAUAAAUACAGGCCCAUCCGUCGCACACCGUCCUACUGUGAUGAGACUCUCUUUGGCUCACGAGAGGAGGGACCCACCUGGGAGGCACCAUGGAUGAAGAAGGAGGAUGCUGCAAAGCUCCGGCCCCUCCUUUGGAGCCCACCAUCGGCACCCUGGGCUAGUCGCUCACCCCGUCCCAAGGAGACCCCACUGCGGGCCAUUCACCCUGUGGCUUCCUCUGAGCCAAAGAGCAGGAGCAAGUCAGACAUUUGGCAGAGGCCCUUGGGGGGGUUGGACUCCCCAGGCUCCCUCAAGAAGGGGUGUUCCCGCUCACUCACCCACCUGAAUGCCUCCCCUGGGGGGCACUCCCUUGCCACCAGUCCCCCCCACCAGAGGGGGCAGCGGCAGGCUUGGGCUCAGACAGCUGCAGUGACCUUCAGGAGCCCACUGGUGACCCCCAGGGCUCAUUCCAUCAGCCUCUCAGAACCAGCUACUCCCCGGAAGUAUGUGGCCACCCCCAAGCCAAAGCCGCCCUGGAAGUGACCUGGGACUCUUGCCUCAGUGUCAGGCCUGGGGGCGUAGACUGGGACAGGGGCACGGGCUUGUGCCAGGCUUUAAUCUUAUCCCAGUUUCAUGAGAGUGGGGAGAUGCCCAGUCCUCGAGAACAGCCUUGACUUAUUCAUGCGCACACACACCAUCUGCUCUAGGAGGGUCAAUGUGCAGACUCUGUCCUUCUCUCUUGUUCCCUUGUCCAUAGCUGGAGGAGGUCACCAUGCCACCAAUAAACUCUACUGUUGCCAAGC